AGAAAUGGUGUGGCGUGUGACCCUGCCCUGUCAGCACUGAGGAACUGCACUUCACAACCAACUGAGCCAAUGAUUAUAUCAAGAUCACUCACCUCCUCUUCAAACAAAUCCACAGAUUCCUAACUGACACAACAACAAGCUCCAAAAACACCACAACUAUUGACUUUCCACGCAUUAAGGUUGGAAAGACUGAGCACAGAGAAGCUUCAGAUAUUUAGGGCCUGAAGGGGUUAAUUGACAAGAGGAGACGGUGUGUGUCCACCAGACUACUAUGAUCUGAUCCUGGGAGGAGCUAAACUGGUCUGGUGCUGACAUGUGGGGUGCACUGAGACUCCAAGUGGCCUGUUUCUGGGCAGUAUUGGUGUGGAGUGAAGUUAGUUUCCAAUAUCCCCAGUCCACUAGCCGUUACCAAUACACAGCAUCAGUCUUUGCUGAGCUCCAUCCCACGGAGAUGCAAGCAGUAAAAACCUUCCUCUUCUCCCAGAAACACCUCAAGCUGUCAACCGCAAAAAGUCAGACACUCAAGAAAAAUUACAUCUUCCUCAUCGAACUUCAAAUGCCCAGAAAGCAGCAUGUCCUCAGUUUCCUGAGAGGAACCGGCUGUGUCCCCAGGCGGACUGCCAGGGUAGUGAUCUUUUUUGGUGCUGAGCCAGCUCCCAAUGUGACUGAGUUCAUCGUUGGCCCGUUGCCAAUGCCCACGUACUACCGGCCUGUGCCACUGAGUGGUAACCGGCCGAUACGGUUCACUGCCCGACCAGCAACGUAUUUGGAGUACACCUUCAUUAAUGAGAAACUGUUGGAAGUAACCAAGCCAGCAACGCUCCUCCUGAGGGAAUCCAGUGGAUUCUGGUAUAACAACUGCACUGACCACUGCCUGAUCUUUACUGAUGUUGCCCCCAGGGGUCAGACAUCAGGUGAUAGAAAGUCAUGGUUCAUUCUGCAGCGGGCUGUGGAAGGGUAUUUCAUUCAUCCAAUUGGCUUUGAGAUCCUGUUAAACCAUGAAUCUCUGGAUCCCCAGGAUUGGCUAGUGGAGAAGGUUUGGUUUAAUGGGCAGUACUUUGACAGUGUGGAACAGCUGGUGUGGAGUUACAACCUGGGCCUUGUCAAUAUUCUCCAGCUGCCGAAAUAUAGAAGUGAAGACCUUUACUCUACCUACAUACCCAGAGGCCAGCUCAGAAGCCUGACUGACAUUCCCGGGCCCAAGGUCUAUGAGCCCCAAGGGAAGAGGUACAAGGUGCAGGGGAACUUAGUCAUGUAUUCUGGCUGGAGCUUUGCAUUCAGGAGCCGGUCCUCCACAGGCCUCCAGCUUUUCGAUGUCCGAUUUAAUGACGAACCAAUCGCGUAUGAGAUCAGUGUCCAGGAAGCCAUCGCAUUUUACUCAGGGCACAGCCCAGCGGGAAUGCAGACAAAGUACAUUGACACAGCGUGGGGAAUGGGCACCUUGAACUAUGAGCUGGCAAAGGGGGUUGACUGCCCAGAGAUAGCCACCUACCGAGAUAUUUACCACUUUAUGGACACAGACCAGCCAAUCCGCUACAAGAAUGCGCUGUGUAUAUUUGAAUAUUCCACUGCAGUGCCACUCAGGAGGCAUUUCAACAGUAAUUUCCAAGGAAGCUUCAAUUUCUAUGGGGGCCUGGAGAACCAGGUGCUGGUGAUCAGAACCACAUCCACAGUCUUUAACUAUGACUAUAUCUGGGACUUCAUCUUCUACCAGAACGGGGUGAUAGAGAUCAAGGUUCACGCCACCGGUUACAUCCAUGCCACCUCCUUCAUGCCUGAGGGAGUAAACUAUGGCAACAAAGUCUAUCAUAGUGUCUUGGGCAAUCUUCACACUCACCUCGUCCACUAUAAAGUGGAUCUGGAUGUGGCAGGAACAGAGAACAGUUUUGAAACCCUUGGGUUGAAGUUUGAGAACAUCAGUAACCCAUGGGUUCCAGGAGAUUACAUUGUGCAGUCAAGACUGGAAAGGGUGCUGAGGGAGCGGGAGCGAGCUGCAGCUUUUAGCUUCCGGAAAGCUCUGCCCAGGUACUUGCUGUUCACCAAUCCCAACCAGCAGAACAAGUGGCAAAACCAGCGAGCCUACCGCAUCCAGCUCAACUCUCAAGCAGAUCGCGUCCUACCUCGCAACUGGAAGGAGGAGAAGGCAAUCACCUGGGCCAGGUACCAGUUGGCGGUGACUCGAUUCCGAGACAGGGAGGAGACCAGCAGCAGCAUGUACCUUCAGAAUGACCCAUGGGAUCCAACAGUUACCUUCGAGAACUUCAUUCGCAACAAUGAGAACAUCACCUCUCAGGACCUUGUUGCCUGGGUAACUGUUGGUUUUCUACACAUUCCACACUCAGAAGAUAUUCCCAACACCAGUACUCCUGGAAAUGCCGUCGGAUUCUUCCUCCGUCCAUUCAACUUUUUCCAGGAAGACCCUUCUGUUGUGUCACGGAGCACAGUGAUUGUACGGCCGGAUGGUCAGUCCAUAUCGAAGGUGAAGAUUCAGAGGUGGACGUUGACUUCUCCUGACAUUUGCCUCUCAGAAAGCCCCUUCACUUACAAUGGCAGUUACUUAGCCGACUAAUGUCUCCAAGUGGGAGAUCAGAAUGAUCAACAAUCAUCAUCUGAAAUAUCUCAACUAGGCUUUAGACCAUCCCAGUGGGGCCAAAAGGUCUCCUUUCUAAUCUAAAAGUUUCUACAUUUCUAUGUUCUGGCUGAGUCCUAAAUAGCUUAUUCUCACUAACACAAUCAAUGCUCUUCAGAAAUCUCCCCAGCACCUUGCUCUGAUCCAAAGAGAACUGUCUCUGUUUCCCUAGUGUCUCAAAAUUUACCAAACUUCCUCAUCCAGCUCCUGUUCUGCCCUAGUCCCUCUCCAAGGCCCUAUUGUCACCAUCAAUUCUCUCCCUCUCUCCUUUGGGAGUCUGAUGUGGCCCCUCUUUCACCUCCAGCAACCCCCUCCCUGUACAGUUAUUGCCCUGCGUUGGUUUAGCUCCUGCUCUGACUCUGCGAAAUGCCUUGGGGUGAAGGUAGAUAGAGCUGUGAUCCCAGGGUGACCUACACCUGUCAGCACAGUCCCAUGUUGUUUAUCUCUGAUGAAGGGUCUAGGCCCGAAACGUCAGCUUUUGUGCUCCUGAGAUGCUGCUGGGCAUGCUGUGUUCAUCCAGCCUCACGUUUUAUUAUCUUGGAUUCUCCAGCAUCUGCAGUUCCCAUUAUCACUCACCCAUGUUGUUUAUUUCCUGUUGUCACCUGAAUCUGUCUCUGCCAUAUCUCAGUGCAGUUCCAAAUACUGUUUCCUUAUCCACAAACACCAGUCUCUGUGUCCACCUCUUCCAUGCUCUUUCCUCAGGAUCUCAGUGCCAAGUCACCACAAACAUCACAUGCGUUCACUUUGGACCACGGCAUCUCAUCUUAGAGAAUUAGACUUAGAAUUGGACUUAAAGGGACAGCUCGCCUCCUUUCUGAAAAUGAUCACAGUGCUCCACAAACUGCUGUUAAAAGCGAUUGUGUAGUUUGAGAAUUAAUGUGUUCAUAAUCCUUAAUAUAAACAAAAUAGGGACUGUUGUUCGAAUAAGAAAGAAUGAUUUCUAUAUUGAAUUAUGAAUAAACUUCAGGAGUACAUUGA
Stegostoma tigrinum is the source of this 3607-nucleotide messenger RNA. RefSeq names its product amine oxidase copper containing 1 (gene aoc1). Gene Ontology annotation, molecular function: copper ion binding; primary methylamine oxidase activity; diamine oxidase activity. NCBI's taxonomy places the organism in Eukaryota, Metazoa, Chordata, Chondrichthyes, Orectolobiformes, Stegostomatidae. The record is from RefSeq and is a predicted model, not a curated record. Gene Ontology annotation, biological process: response to antibiotic; amine metabolic process. Bases 314 to 2569 code for a protein of 751 amino acids. Gene Ontology annotation, cellular component: plasma membrane. The transcript has 6 exons.